This is a messenger RNA of Colletotrichum phormii, 295 nucleotides long. RefSeq lists its product as uncharacterized. The record is from RefSeq and is a predicted model, not a curated record. The coding region runs from base 16 to 201 and encodes 61 amino acids. The transcript has a single exon. NCBI's taxonomy places the organism in Eukaryota, Fungi, Ascomycota, Sordariomycetes, Glomerellales, Glomerellaceae.
GGCAUAUUGACAGCCAUGCGGCAUCCCACAAAAGAAACAACACUUAAUUCCUUAAUCUAUUUCUCCCGAAUGACAAACUCCUUGGGGUGUCAUCCCCAUAGACUAAUGGCUCUCGCAACUCAAUCAGAAACCCGCCACUCAGCAAUAACAGCCCCCUUUUCUCUCCCAUGUGAAACUACAUGGAGGAAUUCUGCCCUCUAAUUCGCCAAAGUAGCGCUAGGAGCGCGGAGUGAGCGGAAACGCGAUCGGGAAAGGGAGCCACAGAGGUUCACGAUGGGCUUAUUCUUCCCACUCU